Gossypium raimondii (Peruvian cotton) is the source of this 2187-nucleotide messenger RNA. Its product is annotated as protein NUCLEAR FUSION DEFECTIVE 4. The record is from RefSeq and is a predicted model, not a curated record. Gene Ontology annotation, cellular component: membrane. Lineage: Eukaryota; Viridiplantae; Streptophyta; Magnoliopsida; Malvales; Malvaceae. The transcript is spliced from 3 exons. The coding region runs from base 173 to 1954 and encodes 593 amino acids.
UGUUUCAUCCGCAAAGUCUGCUCCUUCAAAAUAAAAAUCUCUUCUUCUGUUUUUAUUUUUUGGGUUAAAAGUCCAAAUAUUUCACAGCUUGGAUUGAAGAACAGAAGCUGAAAGCUCUCACGAUUGAGAACACUUUCUUCUUUCUCUUGGUGGCUUAUUGGAGAAUCGCAGAAUGGGAAGAUUGAAGGAAAGAUUUCAGGCUUUCGUGAACAAUAGAUGGCUGGUUUUUGUGGCUGCAAUGUGGAUACAAUCUUGUGCUGGGGUUGGGUAUAUAUUUGGUAGCAUAUCACCUGUGAUAAAGAGUUCUUUGAAUUAUAAUCAAAGACAGCUUUCAAAGUUGGGUGUGGCCAAAGAUCUUGGAGAUAGUGUUGGGUUUCUUGCUGGUAGUUUAUCUGACAGAUUGCCUUUAUGGGGUGCUUUGCUUGUUGGUGCUUUUCAGAACCUUAUAGGUUAUGGUUGGGUUUGGUUGAUUGUUACGGGCAGAGCUCCAGUUUUGCCUUUGUGGGCUAUGUGCAUCUUAAUAUUCGUGGGAAACAAUGGUGAAACCUACUUCAAUACAGCUGCUCUGGUUUCUUGUGUGCAAAACUUUCCCAAAAGCAGGGGUCCAGUGGUAGGGAUACUCAAGGGCUUUGCGGGUUUAAGUGGUGCAAUUUUGACUCAGAUAUACACGAUGAUCAAUUUCCCAGAUCAAGCAUCUUUAAUAUUCAUGAUCGCGGUCGGGCCAGCAAUGGUAGUUAUUGCUCUAAUGUUCAUUAUCAGACCUGUUGGAGGUCACAGACAAGUACGGCCAUCCGAUGGUUUAAGUUUUACCUUUAUUUAUAGCGUGUGCCUCCUAUUGGCUGCUUACUUGAUGGGAGUCAUGCUUCUGGAAGAUCUUGUUAGUGUGAGCCACACUUUGGUCACAAUUUUUACAGUGAUUUUGUUCUUUCUUCUUAUCACUCCCAUAAUUGUUCCUAUUGCAUUGAGUUUCUCCGAAGAGCCUAGAGAUCCGGUAGAAGAAGUUCUUCUACCAAAGUCGGAGCAACAAGAAGCUGGAAAACCUGAGCAGAGUGAUCAGGAACAUGAAGUGAUAUUCAGUGAGGUUGAAGAUGAGAAACCUGUGGAAGUAGACUUGCUUCCAGCAUCAGAACGGCAAAAAAGAAUUGCUCAGUUGCAAGCAGAACUUUUCCAGGCUGCCGCUAAAGGAGCAGUAAGGGUGAAGAGAAAGAGAGGUCCUCAUAGAGGAGAAGACUUUACCUUGAUGCAGGCUUUGAUCAAAGCUGACUUUUGGCUCAUCUUUUUCUCUCUUCUAUUAGGUUCAGGAUCAGGUUUGACUGUGAUAGAUAAUCUUGGUCAGAUGAGCCAGUCUCUGGGGUAUGAUAAUACUCACAUAUUUGUAUCCAUGAUUAGCAUUUGGAACUUUCUUGGUCGUGUUGGUGGGGGUUACUUCUCAGAGAUUAUAGUGAGGGAUCAUGCUUAUCCAAGGCCAGUAUCUAUGGCUGUUGCUCAGCUUGUUAUGGCUGUUGGCCAUGUUUUCUUUGCUAUGGGAUGGCCUGGGGCCAUGUACAUUGGUACUUUAUUAAUUGGGCUUGGCUAUGGUGCUCAUUGGGCAAUUGUCCCAGCUGCUGCCUCUGAGUUGUUUGGCUUGAAAAAGUUUGGGGCUCUGUACAAUUUCCUCACGCUGGCAAAUCCUGCAGGUUCACUUGUCUUCUCAGGUGUAAUUGCUAGCAGUAUUUACGACCAUGAAGCAGAGAAGCAAGCUCAUCAACAUCAUAUCCAGCUGCAGAUGUCAGGCUUACUUUUCUCAGGGUUGUAUGGUCAGGAUGAAGUGCUCAAGUGUGAAGGUUCUGUAUGCUUCUUUCUGACUUCCAUGAUCAUGUCUGGAUUUUGUGUCAUUGCAGCUGUUUUAAGCAUGAUACUUGUGUACCGUACUAAGACUGUUUAUGCCAACCUUUAUGGAAAGUCUCGCACUUGAUUUCAAGAAUGCAAUCUAGGAAGGUCUCUCAUGGAUGUUUUGUCCCUUUUAAGUGGCAUUUUUUCGUGAAAACUGAGAUUGUAUUAGUUUUCACUAAGUUUGUGAUAACAGUGUUGUAAUGAUGGUACUGCAGAAUCUGGUUCAGUGAUUCCAUUUACUUGUUAAAAGACUCUGCUUUAAGUGUUGAAGUGGUGUACUUCACAUGUUAUUUAUACUACGUUUGAUUUUGAUGA